AUGGUAGAAGACACCGAAACGAGGACCAAAGGAGGCAGAAAAGGCAAGAACACCCAGGUUCGGGUCGAUAAUAAUGCCACGAGCGAGAACGAGCCGGAGGCCAUCAAUGAUGAAGCCGACGAAGACACCGAUUCCGACUCCGACUUUGAUGAUGGUGACAAGCGAUAUAACUUUCGCACCCUAGCAAAGCUCCUCGAACCCGUGCCAAAGCUCACGUCACGAAACUAUCAUAGCUGGAGCGCCCACGUGAAAUCUUUCCUCCGAUCCGUGCCUCAUGCGAUGAAACAUCUCGAGGGAACGUACGACAAGAAACACCCGAAAUGGAGCCGCUCCCUCGACGAUGCUUUAAUCAACGCCCUGCGUGGAACAAUCGACACUACCGGAGAACACAAUGUAAAUUACCUCGUUCUAGAUGUAAUCAAGGAGUACCUUACUUUCAACCAAGUGUGGAGAAAGAUCGAAAACGGUCUCACGAAUGAAGCCACCAAGACGUCUCACAGACUUGCGCUUAUCUCGCAACUCAACGAUACAAAGAUGUUUAACUCGGACGCCAGAAAGCUAAUUCAAGAGAUCCGGUCCAUACAAACCGAAAGCAGCCUCCUCGGCAAACCAUUCGCCGAUGAUACAUUGUUCUCGGCUCUGCAGAAAUGCACGAUCCGGCAUCCGGUGUACAAGGAGACGGUUGCCACCAUCCAUCAAAUCGAUUUCAACGCCCUUGCCACCGCACUAAGCAUCCGGCAGACCGCUGUCGAGAGCGUCCCCGCACAAAGGAUCGACCCUCGACAAGCCAGUGCUAGAACCGCCGGCAACGACGAUCAAAACGAACGGGCCGGAGAGACCGAAGCCGAAGCCGACAACAGCCACGCGAGCUCGAGGAACGCAAGCAAGUCACGCCGAAUCCGAUGCUGGGUCUGCAAGCGACCGGGACAUGGUAUCAGUCAAUGCGACGCCUUGGACCCCUCGAACACAAAAGAAACAGCUCAUUGGCUCUUGGACUCGGGGGCGAGUUACCAUAUGGUGAACGACUACAGCAUGCUCAUCCACCCGAGAACUUGCCGAAAGUGGAUAAUUACCGCCAGAAGCGAGGUCUUGGAAGCGGCAGCUAUAGGAGAUGCAAGCAUAUCAACAGAUUACGGGGAAAUCUCUCUGCAAAAUGUAUUGUAUGUAAAGCACCUUAAUGUUAACCUUCUGUCAACAAAUUCAUUAACGGAUGAAGGAGCACGAGUGAUAUUGGACACAACCGGCAGCCAAAUUUUUCUAACAAACGGCAUGACACUUAAGAUUGCAAAGAAUCGCGAGCGAGGACUUCUGGAGUUCCGAGGUGACACAUGGCAAGAAAGCGCAAUGGCCACAUCAGCACCAUUGUUUGAAGGUGUUGAUGAGGAGUUCGAGCAUAUUGAGAAUGAGCCGAAAGUUUCAAAACAACAACUAUGGCAUGAGCGUCUCGGGCACCCAGGAAGAGAUAAAGCCAAGGCGAUCACAACCAAGUUAAAGGAUAAGCAUACCAUGAAAUUGGAUCCAAACACCACUCUGACGUGUGAGCAGUGCGUACGAUCCAAGAGCACAAGCGCUCGGAUGGGGAAAGGUAGCGGCGAAAGAGCCGUAGGGCCCCUGGAUCUUAUCCACGUCGAUCUAAUAAUAGACUCGUCCCACGUGACGGAGUACACAUGCACGUUGGUGCUGGUCGACGAUCAUAGCAAGUAUGUGUAUGCACAGCCAUUGACACGAAAGAGUCAUGCCUUUAUGCAACUCAAAAGGAUUGUUUCGUUCCUGGAGACACAGACGGAUCGGAAGCUAAAAACGAUCCGAUCCGAUCAAGGAACGGAAUGGAAAAGCAAUGAUGCAUUAGAAUGGUCGUUAGAAAAGGGCAUAGAGUGGCAAACCACCGUAGGGUACAACAGCAAACAAAAUGGACGGGUAGAAAGAAUGAACAGGACCCUUGGAGAGAAGAUGAGAACGUUGCUAAUGCAGAGGAGACUACCGAAGAAGUUCUGGCCAUACGCGAUCAGAGCUGCGGCGUUCAAAAUAAACCUCACUCCGAGCGUUGAUAAUGAAUUCCCUUAUCAAGCGAUGUUUGGCAAGUCGCCGGAACGAGCUUUAAAGCUCCUACGAGUGUUUGGUUGUCUGGCAUGGGUAAACGUACCCAAAGUUAAACGGGACAACAAGAAACUGGACCAGCGAGCCGUCGCAUCCAUUUUCUUAGGGUACAGUCUAGAAAGGAAGGGCUGGCUCUUCUACAGCCCGGACUACAAUCCGAACAUCUUCUGGAGCAACUCAGCAAAAUUCAUGGAAUCAAAGUGCUGGUCAGACAGAACAGAGUGGCGACCGGUUGACACAAAGGCACCCCCAAUGAUGAUGACAGAGGAAAAUUUCGAAGAUCUAGGAUACAAUAAAGAAAAUAUAUUCGACGAAACAGAUGAAGAGCCACUACGAGAAUACAUGGAUAUGGAGACAGAUUCGGAAGAAAGAUUAAGCGAAGGAACAGCGGAGGUGAUGGAACAAGGACCAAUCGCCGAAACUCAAAUUGACAGCGAAUUCUAUGGACUCGUAGCGACGCGACCGGAAUGGAGAAAGAACCUGGACCCAACCAUACAUGAAGCAAUGAGUGGAAAGGACAGAAAACACUGGGAGGAGGCCAUGCGAAAGGAGCUGGAUGGAUUGGAGGCGAUGGGCACAUGGGAGAUAGUCGACCUCCCAAAGGGUGCAAAUACUGUCGACACACGUUGGGUACUCAAGAUCAAAACCGAUGCAAACCUCGUGCCGACAAAGUUCAAAGCCCGGCUCGGCAUCGACUAUACAGAGGUCUUUGCACCAGUAGCACCCAUCCAAUCCAUUCGAGGGGUGAUCGCUGUCGCAGCAGUACGAGAUUGGGAAAUGGAUUCUAUCGACGUAAAGCAAGCGUACCUGAACUCCACUAUACACCAUGAUGUAUACCUCAAGCCCCCAGUAGGAAUCGAAAUGCCACCCGGAAAAGUGUUGAAGGUAGUGAAAGGACUGUACGGUCUGAAACAAUCGGGCCGAGAAUGGAACAUUGAGUUAGACUCACAUCUCCGGACGAUCGGAUUCCAUUGCAUGCCGAGCGCACCAUGCCUAUACUCAAGAGGGACAGGCGACAAGAUCACGAUCAUCACAGCAUACGUGGACGACAUGCUAAUAACAUCACCCAGUCGUGAUGAAGUAGAUCGCGCAAAGCGAGAGAUCAUGGACAAAUGGGAGACACAAGACAAUGGAAGGGUCAAAGAGUUUCUGGGUAUCAAGAUCACACGUGAUAGAAGACGGAGGAGGAUAUCUCUGGGUCUAACGGCAUACAUCAAGGAAAUGGUGAACAAAUGGUUAGGAGGAGCAAACGAGAAAUCUUGGGUACCCAUGCUGAGUGUAGCGAACGUUGCCGGAGGCGAGCGAUGUGAACCUCAGCGAGCAAAGAAGUAUCAAGAAUUGGUCGGCCAACUAUUAUGGGUCUCCAACACAGCCCGACCAGAUAUUGCCUUUGCCGUCGGCGUAUUGGCGCGAUAUAUGUCGAUCCCGAUCGACAGUGCAUGGAAGGCAGCCAUCCACGUGGUAAAGUACCUGAACCAAACGAACGAAUAUCAGUUGCACCUAGGAGGGGAGACAAACGAGCACUCGGAUACACCGGUAACGACGUAUACCGACGCAAACUGGGCAUCCGACCCCACAAAUGGACAAAGAAGCACCUCGGGGUCGAUAACAUAUGUAUAUGGGUGUCCAGUGAGUUGGAAAUCACACGUUCAGAAGUGUGUGGCAUUGUCGGCAGUCGAAGCAGAGUUUGUCGCCGCUUCUGAAGCGGUACGAGAAACCUUAUUCUUCUCAUAUUUGCUCCGGGAUUUGGAGACCACGGACAUUCGGCCCGUACUAUACACAGAUAGCCAGGGGUGCAUACAGGUGAGUAAAGAUCCAGCCAAACAUUGGAAGUUAAAGCACAUCGACACACGGUAUCAUUUCGUUCGCGAUCACGUACAAGAGGGCGAUGUGGAAAUCAAAUAUGUCGGAACGGCAAACAACGUUGCAGAUGUCUUGACAAAACCCUUACAGGGUCUUAACACCUCACGAUUGGCUAGGAUGAUAGGACUGGAGAUCCCGCCGAAGGGGGGAGUUGAAGAUGCGUCGGCAUCUCAAGUAAGAUGCACAUGUUACGGCCGAGACAUUGAGACACGGGAGGCUCACGUAAGCGAGAAGUACAAUGAGGUACGUAAUUGUUGUCAUGGUGACAGCACAGUGGCACCCGGUAUCAUAGCAACACAGGAGUACAAAUGA
Messenger RNA from Ustilago hordei, 4272 nucleotides. RefSeq lists its product as uncharacterized. The record is from RefSeq and is a predicted model, not a curated record. Gene Ontology annotation, biological process: DNA integration. The transcript is spliced from 3 exons. The coding region runs from base 1 to 4272 and encodes 1423 amino acids. Lineage: Eukaryota; Fungi; Basidiomycota; Ustilaginomycetes; Ustilaginales; Ustilaginaceae. Gene Ontology annotation, molecular function: nucleic acid binding.